Molecule: messenger RNA, 3844 nt
Organism: Mirounga angustirostris (Northern elephant seal)
Lineage: Eukaryota; Metazoa; Chordata; Mammalia; Carnivora; Phocidae
Gene: EDC3
Product: enhancer of mRNA decapping 3
Exons: 7
Coding region: 177-1703 (508 amino acids)
Biological process (GO): P-body assembly; deadenylation-independent decapping of nuclear-transcribed mRNA
Cellular component (GO): P-body
Molecular function (GO): mRNA binding
Source: RefSeq, a predicted model, not a curated record
CCGGAAGUGACCUCACGACGGUGGCGUGGAGUCGCGGGGCGCUUCCGGCCGCGGCGUGGGGGUGGGUGUGGAGAAGCCCCUCAGCCUCCGGGUCUUCUCCUGUUGCGGGGUCGACGUGGCGAGGUGUGCGGAGGAGGCGGCGGCCAGACGGCGUGGAGUGGUCUUACUUCAGAAACAUGGCUACGGAUUGGCUGGGCAGUAUUGUGUCCAUCAACUGUGGAGAUAGCUUGGGGGUCUAUCAGGGAAGAGUGUCCGCAGUGGAUCAGAUCAGCCAGACCAUUUCUCUCACCCGGCCUUUCCACAAUGGAGUGAAGUGCCUCGUGCCAGAAGUCACCUUCAGGGCAGGUGACAUUACGGAAUUAAAAAUUCUGGAGAUACCAGGUCCUGGAGAAAACCAACAUUUUGGAGACCUUCAUCAGACAGAAUUAGGCCCAUCUGGUGUUGGGUACCAAAUGGGUAUCAGUCAGAAUGGCAUGGGCAAGCUGGUGAAGAAGCCAGCCUCUUCCAGCAGUGCCCCUCAGAAUAUCCCUAAGAGGACAGACGUGAAGAGUCAGGAUGUUGCUGUUUCCCCACAGCAGCAGCAGUGCUCAAAGAGCUAUGUGGACAGGCACACGGAGUCCCUGAGUCAGUCCAAAAGUUUCCGCCGUCGGCACAACUCUUGGUCAUCUAGUAGCAGACACCCAAAUCAGGCAACUCCAAAGAAAAGUGGCUUAAAGAAUGGCCAGAUGAAGAACAAAGAUGACGAGUGCUUCGGGGAUGAUAUCGAAGAGAUCCCAGACACAGAUUUUGAUUUUGAAGGGAACCUGGCCCUUUUUGACAAGGCAGCUGUGUUUGAGGAGAUUGAUACCUAUGAGAGGAGAAGCGGUACCCGUUCCCGGGGCAUCCCAAAUGAAAGGCCAACUCGGUACCGCCACGAUGAGAACAUCCUGGAGUCAGAGCCCAUUGUCUAUCGGCGGAUCACAGUGCCCCACAAUGUGAGCAAGGAGUUCUGCACGGACUCUGGCCUGGUUGUCCCAAGUGUUUCCUAUGAACUGCAUAAAAAGCUGUUGUCUGUGGCUGAGAAGCAUGGGUUGACUCUGGAGCGGAGACUGGAGAUGACAGGAGUGUGUGCCAGCCAGAUGGCCCUGACGCUGCUCGGAGGACCCAACAGGUUGAAUCCCAAAAAUGUUCACCAGAGGCCCACAGUGGCCCUGCUGUGUGGCCCCCAUGUGAAAGGGGCUCAGGGGAUCAGCUGUGGAAGGCACCUGGCCAACCAUGAUGUCCAGGUCAUCCUCUUCCUGCCCAACUUUGUCAAGAUGCUGGAGUCCAUCACCAACGAGCUGUCUCUCUUCAGCAAGACCCAAGGCCAACAAGUAUCUAACCUCAAAGAUCUGCCCUCUAGCCCCGUGGACCUGGUGAUCAACUGCCUGGACUGCCCCGAGAAUGCCUUCCUGCGGGACCAGCCUUGGUACAAGGCAGCGGUGGCCUGGGCCAACCGGAACCGGGCGCCGGUGCUCAGCAUCGACCCACCCGUGCACGAAGGCGAACAGGGCAUCGACGCCAAGUGGUCGCUGGCUCUGGGCCUGCCUCUGCCGCUGGGGGAGCGCGCGGGCCGCAUCUACCUGUGUGACAUCGGCCUCCCCCAGCAGGUGUUCCGGGAGGUGGGCAUCAGCUACCACUCACCCUUUGGCUGCAAGUUUGUCAUUCCAUUGCACUCUGCCUAGAGGGGCUCUGGGCGAGUUGGACCCUGCAGUCCCCUGCUGCUCCGGACACACUGAACUUGACAACGAACGCCUUAAGGAUGUGAAGCUUCAUGGACCUUGUUAAAUUUUUUCGCUUUUGGAUUUGUUACUUCUGUGAGAGAACAGAUCAUAUUUAAAAAUGACCUGUCACCUGCCCGUAGCCAAGGAAGGCUUUCCCACUGGGUGUCCUGGGUGGGCGGCAGGCUGAGUGGCUCUCUGCAUCUCUACACGUGGCCCCCUGCGUGGCUGGGUGGGGCUUUGUUUACAGACUUAGGCAGCUCACGGACCGAGUUUUCAGGUUUACAGUCACUGGGGCCUGGGCAAGCGCCUUGCGGGGUGGGGCGGGUCCUGUUUGGGGGCCUGUUCUUGCUAUGGCUCCGUGUCCUCUGCCCCCCGCACCCCCCCCCCCCCCGCAGCCUUUCUCCCGAUCAUGUCGAACUGGCUGUGCUGCAGCUGCCCGCCAGAGGGCAGACUUGCACUCCGUUCAUUUUGAGGGCUUUGAGGAGGCCUUCCUAGAGCCCCACCACAAGUUGAUUUGGGGACUCUCGACCCUUUCUCCUGAGCUGAUGCAAGUUUUAUGCUGGGAGUUUUUUCAAGGGUCCUUCUUCCUUUCCACUCCAUCACUCUGAGAGGCAGGGAAGGGGGUGGCAUCAGGAUGGUUUUACUGUAUUGGGAUUUUAUACUGUUUUUCUGUUUUCAGCAUAGGUAGUACGAGACUAUGUUACUAUAGAACCACAGUGCCCAUCUUGCCAGCAGAGCCCCCAGCCCCAUACCCUCUCUGGCUGGGGGCAGAGCCUUUGCCUAGUCUGGGGCCAGAGCUCAGGGUGCAGCUUUAAUGUUCAGUAUUGGGGAGGUCCCUGGGGGAGCCUGGUGCUGAGCCAGAAGAGGCUCCCUGGUGCUUCUGUCUUAGGCCACCACUACCCCGCUCCCACCUCCUUGCCUGCCUCUAUACCCCCUUUCUUCUGCCCCGUCUCUUUCCCCUGAAACGGUCUUUUGCAGCUGUUGUCCCAGAGCAGGGCGCAUGUCCCUCCCCUGUCUGGGCCCCACCCCAGUUCUUACAAUGUCUGGGCUUUGAACCCUUUAUGGUUGUCCACUCUAGAUGAGUACGCUUGGGGCCAGCACCCUAUCUCAAAAGAUGCCAAAAUGAGGCUAGUUCUAGAUGAGCCAGCUGGCGGGGCUCAGCCAUAGGAACAUACUGCUGCUCAGAUCCUAAGGCAGGAAAGCCCUUGGACCUCAUAGGCUUAGGCCUUGGAGGCUGGUGUCAGAACAGGAGCCAUGCCCUGGAGUCCCUGGCAGGGGCCCUUGCAAAAAGUUCGUGCUUUAAAGCCUUUUUCAGGCCUUCAGGCUUACCUUCUGCUCUCUGCUCACCCACUCUGGUUAAGGGGGUGAGUGGGAGGGCUCACCAAGCAUCAUGGACACAGGGUAGGCCCUGCUACCAUGGGCUUCAGGCUACUUAACGCUUUUCUUAUAGGAACAUAGCCAGGAGCAGAUGAGGCAGGGCAGAGGGCUGGUCCCUCCUUUCCUCCUGUUCUCCCUCAAAUGUUAAAUCGUCUCCACCAGUGGGAGGAGGCCAGAGACUGUGAGCCUUGUUGUGUAUAUCCUCCCUGAGCCUCUCCUCACUCUCAGGGCCAAGAAGCUCCCAAGAGGGAGCCCUCUCUUUAGAGGCAGGGUCAUAGUCUGCGGAGCAGUGCUGGGUUAUAGGCAUUUUAGUAAGCAACCAUUAAACAGUUUCUGGGUGCCUGCCUGUUCAUGCAGUAAGGCCCCCCGCUUGGGUACGGUGGAAGAGGAGCUUGAGGAGCCCUGGCUCAGCAGACUCUGAUUGAUCCGGUAAGUUGCAGUGGCCCUGGGGGUGAAGGCCUUGUUGAGGGGCCACUGGGAGGUUGUGCCCAAGCCUGUCUUCUCUCUGCGGGUGGCUCUGGAGCCUCUUCCUGCCCUUAGCCUCGGCCUUCCCCGGUCCUAUUAAAGAUCAGCAUGAUUCCUCUACCUUCAGCUCUUUUCAGAGGCAUCCUGCCCCCACCCCCCGCCCAGUCCCCAGGGGGCCCCAUUCAGGUGGUCAGGACCAUCACCCAUGCAGCUCUUGGGGAACCAAAAACCAGCACUUAAAAUAAAGCUGAAUGACAAGA